AAACCGCCGCCGACCGACGAAAGUAAACAGACGGCGUCGUGAGGGCGCCCGGCGUGAGGACAGCAAGAGGCCGUGCGCGUUUUUGCUUUGAUUACUCACCUCCCUUCCCCACCCGAACGGGCUAGGGUUUGGUCUGCAGGCCGCUUCCACCUUCCCUCGACCACAGGCACUCGAGCCGAGAAGCAGGAUCGUCCCCUUCCCCCGCGGAGGAAGGGGCGACGCCGGCCGCGACCAUGCACUCCAGCUGCCAGCAGCGGCCCGUCGCCAGUUACCCCGACAAGACGGGCGAGCAGGUGGAGAAGGAGCUGCACGAUGGCCUGGAGGAAGGCAAGGAGCGCUUCAAGGACCUCAACGACCGCUUCGCCAAGUACAUCAACAACACCAUCCUCAGCCUCAUGCGCCGCAACAAGGAGCUGCUGGCCGAGCUGAAGAACGCCGAGAAGGACGAGACGACCCGCUCCGAGGCCAUCUUCCAGAAGGCCAGGAACGAUAUCAAGUGCCGGCUGGAGGAGCAGCAGAAGGAGCUCAACUGCCUCAAGGCGGACAAGGAGAAAUACAAGAAGAGAUUGGAAAAAGAAAUUCAACUAAGAAAGGAGGCAGAAAAAGAUUAUGAAGAUUUAAGAAAGAAAACCGAUGAGACCAACGUGGCAGCAGAUAAACUUCAACGUAAGGUGAAACUUAUGGAAAUACAACUCGCGCAACUGGAAGACAUACGUGAUCAAGAACGCGUUUAUUGGCAGAAGAAGGUGGACCACAUACAAAACCUUGAACAGGGCGACACACACAGAGCAGAUCUAGAACAAGCUCUUAAAGAGAUUCAUGCUGAGUAUGAACAGCUUGCCAAGAGAAACAAAGACGAUAUGGACAAAUAUAAGCAGAAGUUUGAGGAUACAAAUUCCAAAGCAUUGGAAAGUGCCAAGAAGGAACUUGAAUGCUAUCGCAAGGAGGUGAAUGAGCUGAAAUUAAAAGAUGAACUAAUGAAGAACUCGCUGAUAGAAAAGGACAAAGAUAUAUACAGACAGAGAGAGUGCAGUAAAGUGCUGGAAAAAAAGAUUGUCCGUCACACAAAUGAGUUUCAGGAGCUAUUAAACGUAAAGACGCAGCUCGAGCAAGAGAUUGCCACUUACAAAAAUUUACUCGGCCAAGUGGAAAAGAAAGCAAGGGACUACUCAACUCAGCCAUCUCUCACUGAUAAAGAAGAGGAAAGAAGAGACACUAAUGAGACAUGCUUAAUCUCUUCAUCUGAUGAAGACAAGGAAUCUGAGGAAAAUGAGGAUUUGUGUGCCCUUGAUCAAGACUAAAAUAGACGGUAGAAAAUGAACUGGCCACAGACCUGAGUCCCAUCAACUCCACAUUCUGAGUUCCAUUGUGUGAGCACAGCUCUGACCUUUAACACAUCAGCGGAAAAUCCACCUGCUGCACCUUUAGAUUACUUGAACCAAUGUGAGUUUCAGACCACUCAUUCUGAUAUUAGGCACAAAUUACACCUGUAUAUUGUCUGGGAAAUAAAUCUUAAUGCA
Messenger RNA from Leucoraja erinaceus (little skate), 1520 nucleotides. RefSeq names its product vimentin-like. NCBI's taxonomy places the organism in Eukaryota, Metazoa, Chordata, Chondrichthyes, Rajiformes, Rajidae. The transcript is spliced from 9 exons. The coding region runs from base 234 to 1301 and encodes 355 amino acids. The record is from RefSeq and is a predicted model, not a curated record.